GUCUUUGAUCUGGAUACAACCCGAGUCUCACAUAAGCUAUACUGGAUUCUGACCAACCCCACGUUCAGAGCUAAAUCCACCUCCAGCUUUCACCCCCGCCCCAGAGGACACCAGCUUGCAAACGUGUGCGUGUAUCUUCAUAACAGGGAAUGUGGAGAUCAAGUCCUGCUCCUCUCUGGGUAGCGGGCACACGAACUGGACCUUGUUCCUAAUAGUCUAGACUGGAGUUAGGAACAAAGUAUAAUCGAGUAUUUCUUAACUCUGUCAAGUGGGACAAUUAGGUAACAUGAAGUGGGGUUUGGUGCUGGUGGAGUUACUGCUGUCCUUUGGCUAUCUGUGUUGGGGCAAGAAGGGCCUUGAAGUCCCCGAAUAUGAUGGGCUGGACCGUGUCCAUCAACUUACGGACAAAAACUACAAGUUUGUGAUGAAGCAAUACAGCGUCAUGGUGAUCUACUACCACAAACCUAUUGGUGUGGACCGCAUGGCCAAAAAGCAGUUUGAGGUGGAGGAACUCGCUUUGCAGUUGCUAACAAGUCCCGCUGCUCUCACCUACCAGCUCGCCGCCCAGGUGCUCGAUGAUUACCAAGAAGAAGACAUUGGAUUUGCCCUGGUGGACUCGAAGAAAGAUGCUGCUGUUGCUAAGAAUCUGGGUCUGGAUGAGGUGGACAGCAUCUACAUAUUUGCUGACAAUGAGAUCGUGGAGUAUGAUGGAGAACUGGCAGCCGACACUCUUGUGGAAUUCCUCUAUGAUGUCAUUGAGGAACCUGUGGAGAUCAUCUAUAAUGAGAGAGAGCUCAAAGGGUUUCAUAAUAUCGAUGAUGGCAUUAAACUGAUGGGCUUCUUCAAGAGUGCAAGAUCUCCACACUUUAUUGAGUAUGACGAUGCAGCGGAGGAAUUUCAUCCUUUCAUCAAGUUCUUUGCCACCUUCGAGCCAAAGAUUGCUAAAAAAUUAAACCUGAAGCUGAACGAAGUGGAUUUCUUUGAACCUUUCAUGAAAGACCCUAUCACCAUCCCCGGCAGUCCUUACAAAGAAAAUGACAUUGUCAGCUACAUCGAGCAACACCACCGUCCGACUCUAAGAAAAAUGGAGCCUCACAGCAUGUAUGAGAUCUGGGAAGAUGACAUUAAUGGACAACACAUUGUCGCCUUUGCUGAAGAGUCUGAUCCUGACGGUUAUGAGUUCCUGGAAAUCCUAAAAGAAGUGGCUCAAGACAACACGGACAACCCUCACUUAAGCAUCAUCUGGAUCGAUCCAGACGACUUCCCGCUGCUGGUGCCAUACUGGGAGAAUACCUUUGGCAUUGACCUGUCAUCUCCUCAGAUCGGUGUGGUGGACGUGGAGGAUGCUGACAGUGUGUGGAUGGACAUGGAUGAUGAAGAGGACAUGCCCACAGCAGAGGAGUUGGACACCUGGAUCGAAGAAGUGAUGGCAGGCAGAAUCCACCCUGAUGAUGAUGACAAUGAUGAUGAUGACGACGAUGAUGAUGACGACGAUGAUGAUGACGAUGACGACAAUGAUGACGAUGAUGACGACGACGACGAUGAUGAUGAUGACGACGACGAUGAUGACGACGACGACGAUGAUGAUGAAUAAAUCCUGCCUCUAUCUCAGUCAAAACAUUGUCAUCAUAUGCAGAUGUUCACAGUGGUGUAGUCUGAAACUCUGGAGUCUAUCCAUGUUCACAUCAUCACACUGUUUGCUAAUGAAAACUUCUUUGCAUGGUCAUUAGUAUGCAAACUCAUUCUUCAGGAAAUAAACAUCACAUUCAAGUUUGUUCGUGUUUAUGUACGAGCCAAAGGUGUGGUAAACUGUAUAACAACUGAUUGCAUAAAAGUUUUAUUUUAUGAGAGAGCAGAUUAAUUCAUCCUCACUAUAAAGUCUUAACCUUCCACGCUCUGGGAUGUCACUGGAAAAUUAAAAAGUUACAAAAGA
This is a messenger RNA of Misgurnus anguillicaudatus (oriental weatherfish), 1933 nucleotides long. NCBI's taxonomy places the organism in Eukaryota, Metazoa, Chordata, Actinopteri, Cypriniformes, Cobitidae. The record is from RefSeq and is a predicted model, not a curated record.